CCCCUCCGACCAUAUUGUCUCAAUUUCCACUGCCCCAUGUCCCUUAGAACAUGGAGUAAAUUAUGGAAGCUUUCCCCUACUCUAAACUCCAAAGUCCUCACAUCCCUCUAAUCUCAGACCAACCAUAUAAGCUCUCAUGCAAACGCCAAACAUUUUCUUACACUUCUUGUACCAACAAAAACCAUCAAUUCCAAGGGAGAAACUAAGGCAAAAGAAAAAAGAUAAGAAAGCCCACUUUCUAUUUUAUCAUUGCAAUCAAAUCCAACUAUAAAAGUAGCCAUUCUACCAGCAGCACUUUGUUUUAUCAUUUUCCUGGAAUCCCCUUAAAACUUGGGGAGAACAAAAACUUCCAGUCCAUCCUUCUUCAACCUUGAAGCAAAAGCGAAAAAGAAAAAGGGAUAAGGGAAAAAAAAAACGAUAUGGAAAUUGAAUCAGUUAGAUGUGAGUGUUGUGGUUUGAAAGAAGAUUGCACCCAAGAUUAUAUCAAUGAUGUUAAGGCCAAAUUUGAUGGCAAAUGGCUAUGUGGGUUAUGCUCAGAAGCUGUCAGAGAUGAGGUGAGUAGAAGCAAGAAGCAAUUUGGUGUUGAAGAAGCUGUUAAAGCUCACAUGUCAUUUUGUGGCAAAUUCAAAUCCAAUCCAGCCGUUCGAGUAGCUGAUGGUAUGAGGCAGAUGCUGAGAAGAAGGUCGGGAGACUUGGCAAAUACGCGUAAUUCACCUUCUUCUUCUAAGAAGUUCGCAAGAUCGGCUAGCACAAAACUGUACUAAUUGGCCAAAAAACAAAGGAAAGGGAGGAAAGGCCUUUACCUUAGUUGGAAUAAUAUUGAUAGCUAAGCCUUUUUCCGGCUAAGUUUUCAACUUGUCUUGUACAGGAGAUGUUAUUUCAAUGGAGGCUUCUUCCUGUUUUUGUUUUUCUUUA
This is a messenger RNA of Theobroma cacao (cacao), 915 nucleotides long. RefSeq lists its product as uncharacterized. Lineage: Eukaryota; Viridiplantae; Streptophyta; Magnoliopsida; Malvales; Malvaceae. The record is from RefSeq and is a predicted model, not a curated record.